GUCACGGUUUCCAGAAAUAAUUACGAUCACAUAAACACAAAAGCCCCAAAAGCUCGAGAAAAGAGAAGUCUGAAGAAUUAAGAGAGAGAGAGAGAGAAGGAGAGAGAAGAGAGAAAGCCAGCUUUGUUGCGGUGCAAAGAAGCAAAUCUGACAGUUUGCAGAAACAAGAGAGGGCAAGGAAUCGAAGAUUUGGUGGUUGUUCUUUCAGAGGAAGCAAAGUAAAUGCUAAUAGCAAUUUAACAUUUUCUUCACUCCCUUUCACUGAGGAGAGAGAGAGAGAGAGAGAGAAAGGAAAGGGAAAGUGCGCGAGAAAAUUCCGUCUGGAAUCGAUCUCACUCGGGUCUCUGCUCUUUUGAUCUGUAUAGAAUUAGCUUCUUCCUCGUUCUCUAGUUUCGGACCUGGGUUUGAUCCUUAAAGCCGAGAUCUUUCUUUUCCUGAAGAGCCUUCUGGUUAAUUUUUGGGUGGUUCAGUUUUAAGAGUUUUGAGGGAUAUAUGUUUGGAUUCAUAUGUGAUCACAAAAGACGCGCCUAUUGGCCAGAAGUGAAUUGUGGUCUACCGGGCUAGCGUUUUAUUUUGUGAAGUGGUGCAGUGUUGAGUAGUUAGGACAGUAGAGGGAUGCCUCCUUCCCCGGCAUUGAGAUGCUCUCCUGGCAGGGAAAUUUCAGGGAAGAAACACAGACGAGGACACAGCAUUGAAUAUGGGAUACUAUUCAGAGAUAAAGACGACGAUCUUGCGUUGUUUAGUGAGAUGCAAGACAAAGAAAGAGAUGGUUUCUUGCUUCAGUCAUCUGAUGAUCUUGAAGAUGCAUUUUCUACAAAACUGAAGCACUUUUCGGAGUUUACCAUUCCUGUUCAAGGAGAGAGUAGCAGAUUGCUGAGUGCAGAAGGAGAUAAGAACGACUAUGAUUGGUUGCUGACGCCUCCUGACACGCCACUCUUUCCUUCAUUGGAUGACGAACCGCCAGCAGCUAGUGUUGUGAGAAGAGGGAGACCACAGAGUCAGAUUUCGUUAUCUAGAUCUUCCACGAUGGAGAAGAGACGCCGUAGUAGUAAGGGCAGUGCAAGCCCAAAUCGCUUAAGCACAUCACCUCGAGCUGACAAUAUGCAGCAGAUAAGGGGAAGGCCAUCUUCAGCACGCCAUCCUAGUCCUGCAUCUGGUCAACGAUCAGUUACCCCAGUUAGGAGGAUUUCUCCUGCUCCAGGGAAACCCUCAGGACCUACAUCAAGAUCUACGACCCCAACUUCACGAAGGAUGAGCACUGGGUCAACUUCCAUGGCAUCGUCAGCUGCCAGGGGCACUUCUCCUGUCAGUUCUAGUCGAGGCAACUCUGCUUCGCCCAAAAUUAAAGUGUGGCAGUCAAACAUUCCUGGUUUCUCCUUGGAUGCACCACCAAAUCUCCGAACUUCUUUGGGUGAUCGACCGGCAUCCUAUGUAAGAGGUUCCUCACCAGCAUCUAGAAAUGGCAGGGAUGCAGCUUCAACACGCAGCAGACAAUCUGUCUCUCCUAGUGCUUCCAGAAGUGUCAGUUCAUCUCACAGUCAUGAGCGUGACCGGUUUAGUUCUCAUAGUAAAGGCUCUGUAGCAUCAUCUGGAGAUGAUGAUCUUCAUUCUAUUCAGUCUAUUCCCGUUGGAGGCUCAGAACGUGCAAUUUCUAAGAGAGCUAGCCUGUCUCCUAAUAGUAGAACUUCGAGAUCUUCAAAAUUACAGUCACCUGGUUCAGCACCGAGAAAGCCGUUUGAGUCUGCUCUUCGUCAAAUGGAUCAUCCGAAAAGCCAUCAUAGUAUGUUUAGACCUCUUGCUUCUAGCCUUCCUAGCACAGGCAUCUAUUCUGGGAAAGGUAGUUCGUCUUACCAUCACAUUAUGUUAAGACAUUCUUCUGCAACAGUGGGGAGCAAUGCAGGUUCUAGCCAAGUUACAGGCUUCAUGCCAGAUACUAAAGGGAGCGAUCCAAUCCCUAUUUUCCAAUCUGAAGUUGAAAAAUUAGCUUAUCCUGAUAGACAUGGAGAAAUUGCUGCCUUUGGCAUGGUGGAUUUAUCGAAUGAAGGUAGUAGACAUGAGAGUCAUGAGAGUUCUUAUAGUGAUCAGCCUGGUGAUAUGGAUCAAAGUUAUGCCGUUGAAUGCGAGUCCAGCGUGAAUGAGGAGCUCAACCACCAUGUUUCGGAUGUUGAAAUCAGUUCGACUCAGGGUAGUCUUCCUGUAGGCAAUGACUAUUUAGAAGGGGUCGCUCUUGAAACUAUGGAGGUUUGUGGGAGAUGUGGUUCCCACUAUCGUGCCACUGAAGCUAUUAGAAGCGAGAUAGAUAUUUGUCCAGAUUGCAGGGAGGAACACAAUUUUGUGGAAAUAGGUUCCCCUGGAACAACAAGAGCUCUUGAUGAAAAUUCCCCGAAGCAGUCACAGGAAAUUUUUGAUGAAAAAGAGUCAUUUGUUGACAAAAUUCCAGCAAUAAAGGUGCUAGACUCGCUGCCUGUUGUUAUGGUUGAGGCAGAAACUGUGGAGACACAAGAAAACAUUGAGCAGUGUGAUAAUUCCGACGAGCAAGAACAAAAUCAUUUGAAUGAGAGCUCUUUUCCCAGGGCUUUCGUAGAGCAAGAUGUGGAGAUACUCAAUCAGGAGGAUGAAAUUCAGUCUUCCACUCAGCUUUCUGAUAAGAAUAAUGAUUUGAAGAUUGGUUCUUCAGAAGGUAGGGGCGUUCCUUUGCUUAUAAAGAGAUCGGUCAGUAUGAAGUCACCCAUUAUUCAAGCUAAUAACUCCAGUGGUUUUACCAGAUCAUAUGAGGGCUUUUCUUAUUUACGGGAUAAAAGUCUAAGUCUAAGUCUUAGAAGCUCCACAGAAACUACUUCUGCAUCUUCAUCUUGGGAUUAUGGUUCCUCUAUAAGAAGGGGAAGCCAUGUACGACAUCAAAGCGGGAGUACACUUGACAUGGAGACUCAUAGGUAUGAUACCAACUCCAAGUCCCUGAGCAGCAUGUCAUCUUCAUCUGGUGUGUCAAGCCACACCUGCCAGGCUCUGAAUGUCAUGCCAGCUGACAGUUUUGAAGUUUGUACUACCCAAAUGACAUGUACCCAAGAUGAAACUCAUCAAGAAUCUCAUCCUGAACUCCAAGAUUCGGAAUGUAAGGAAACCAAUGUGAUGAAUGCUGAUUUCGGUGAAAGCGAUGGAUCAAUUGGGGUUCCCACCAAUGUAGCUGGUGCCCUGGCAGAGCAUUAUCCGGUGAUAACUGACAAUGAAUUCUGUGAAAAUGGAGAUGAUGUAGCCAACACUGUGAUGAGCAAAGUAGAGAUAAGCGAAUCAUCAGCACAUGUAAGGAGCACAUCAGAAUUAGAAGCAUCACCUGUCACUGAUGACUACUCGCCUAAUGAUCAGUCUACGCUACAAGAAAAGGAUGGAAACGAAACUCCUCGCCAUGGUUCAUCCACCACGACAGCCUCAGAAAUAGAACCCGAGAGUUGUGAACCAGCAACACCUGGUUUAGGGGUUCAUGAUGAUAUUCCUGAGGCAGAGUGCAACCUAAAUGCAGUGGAUGACUGCUCAGAGAAGAGUAUGGCACAUGCUCCUGUAGAUCACCACAACUCCUUGGCUCCUGUAAACGAAAUUUUAGAUGAGUCAACAGUUCUUGUGGAGUGUCCAGGUCAAAAAGAACCGAAGAGCCUCACACUUGAAGAAGCCACUGAUACAAUACUCUUCUGCAGCUCCAUUGUUCAUGAUAUAGUUUACCAGGCUGCAACAAUAGCAAUGGAUAAAGCAAAGGAUGUGCCAGGGGAAGAAGAAAUGUCGCAUCCAACGGUGACGGUACUUGGAAAGUCGAAUGCGAACAGAAGUAGUUAUACACGCGGUGGUGGAACAAAGGCGAAGAAACAGAGUUCCAAAUCCGCAAAAGCAAGUCGGAAGCAAACGGAAACAGAGGAGAAAACAGAAGAAAGAAUAGAGAAUGAUGAAAAUGCAGGUGAAGCGGCGAUGAUACGUAACGUUGGAGUUCCUCCUAGCAAAGGAGAUCAUUUGAAACCUCCUCCUAAGCUUGAGUCCAAAUGCAAUUGCUCAAUAAUGUGAUUUUUUUUUUUUAUUUACUAGUAUAUUUUAAUGUUGUUUGUUCAUAAAGUUUGUGGUUGGUUGGUUAUUUUGUUGUUGUUGUUUGUUUGGGUUUUCUUUGUUUUUUAAGAUUUAUUUAGAGUAUUUACGUUUGUUGCAGCUAAUUUGUAAGAAGAGAGCAUGAUUUCGGUUGCCGGUUAGUGGCUUGAAUUGUAAAGUUUUUAUUUUUUUUGUUUUGUUUUUUGAUUAUUAUCCUGAUGUGUACCAAUAAACCCUUUUUUCCUUUUUUUCCCCUUCCAAUAAACUUUUUCUAUUCAGAUUC
Molecule: messenger RNA, 4348 nt
Organism: Eutrema salsugineum
Lineage: Eukaryota; Viridiplantae; Streptophyta; Magnoliopsida; Brassicales; Brassicaceae
Exons: 7
Coding region: 616-4047 (1143 amino acids)
Biological process (GO): cortical microtubule organization
Cellular component (GO): cortical microtubule
Source: RefSeq, a predicted model, not a curated record